AGGGUAUUUUUUUAAAAUAGAGAAGUUUUGAAAUACUCAACUUUUGAAACUGUACGCUUAGAAUAAGCUGAUGGCUUUUGUUCCAAGAAAAAGCAGUUUGGGAGGGAUGAACUGAUCGGUGCGUGCUGAUGCACCUGAGUACUGUGUUGAGAAUGUUUUAUUGGAAACUGUGGCAGUAGAUCGGGCCCAACUGUUUUAUUUUUGUUUUAUUUUUUAAAUUCAGUGACCUUUGCUUGUUGCAAGCACCCUCUGGGAGAUUACUCUUUAGCCUCCAGUCUUCUUGUUCUUGGAGAACAAUUGUUCUUGGCUUUUAAAUUUUAGUGUCAUGGGGUUUCUAAGUUUUAUAAGAAGGUAUAGUUACCCCUUCAAGGACAAAACUCAAAAUAGAGCAUACGCACUUCAGCAUAUGCAAAGCAGAGGCUUCUCAAGGGACGGAGUUCUUAAUGGCAAUGAUGUGGUGCAUCCAGUUCUGAUCAUUGGCCCAGGACCUGUGGGUCUUGUUCUCACUAUUCUUCUCACAAAAUUAGGUUGACUCUAAAAGGCAUUAAUUGCACAGUUUUGGAGAGAAACAAGGCAUUUUCAAAAUAUCCACAAGCACACUUCAUCAACAAUCGAUCCAUGGAGAUAUUCCACAAAAUUGAUGGCCUUGUUGAAGAGAUCCAAAGGUCUCAACCACCAGUAGAUUUAUGGAGGAAAUUUAUAUAUUGUACUUCCCUCUCUGGUUCAAUUCUUGGAUCUGUAGAUCACAUACAACCUCAAGGUGCUAUUCCGUAGUUCAUGAGAGCCAAUUUCCAGUCUGAUAGCAGUAGGAAGAUUUCUAUUUCAAGUGUAGUUUUGACAAUAUUUAUACAUAGCCUUCAAAAUAUGCAGUAUAUCAUCACAUAGACUGCAUGAUAUUGUCGAUUUUGGCCAAUAUUGAGUUUUAGAAUAUUCAUAUAUCUGGUACUUGUUAUCAGAUCUCGAGCAUGUUGUCAGCCCAGUCUCUGUUGCACACUUCUCACAGUACAAGCUAACUAUGUUACUACUCAAGAGACUUGAAAAUCUAGGCUUCCAAAUAUGUGCGCCUGAAAGCUUGGAAGGAAAUGAACAGUCUUGUGACAAAAAAAUAAUGAUGGGCCAUGAGUGUGUUUCCAUUGAGGCCAGCAGUGAAUUUGUAACAGUAACUGCAUCUUCUAUCAUUAAAGGGAAGCGUGUAGAACAGAACAUUCACUGUAACAUCCUUAUUGGUACAGAUGGUGCAGGAAGUAUUGUAAGAAAGCUUGUAGGAAUAGAAAUGAGAGGUGAGAAGGACUUGCAAAAACUUGUCAGUGUCCAUUUCUUUAGCAAAGACCUUGGACAGUUUUUGCUUAAGGAGAAUCCUGGUAUGCUUUUUUUUAUCUUCAAUACUGAAGCUAUUGAGGUCCUUGUUGCUCAUGAUCUCAGGCAAGGGGAAUUUGUAUUGCAGAUACCCUUUUAUCCACCUCAGCAAACAAUUGAGGAUUUCAGUCCAAAGGCAUGUGAGAAAUUAAUCAGCAAACUUGUUGGUCAAGAGUUUGGAGAUGCAGAUGUAAUUGAUAUAAAGCCAUGGGUUAUGCAUGCUGAAGUUGCUGAGAACUUUAUAUGUAGUGGUAACCGAAUAUUACUUGCUGGUGAUGCUGCUCAUCAAUUUCCUCCUGCUGGUGGAUUUGGAAUGAAUACUGGCAUUCAGGAUGCCCAUAAUCUUGCCUGGAAAAUUGCUUCUGUGAUUAAGGGUAUUGCCCCAACUUCAGUGCUAAAUACCUACGAAAUCAAACGUAAACCGAUUGCUUUAUUCAAUGCACGAUUAAGUCUAGAAAACUAUAAAGCUGCCAUGUUUGUUCCUGCUGCACUUGGUCUUGAUCCAACUGUUGCAAACACAGUACAUCAAUUUUUUGUUAAUGGGAUUGGUUCCAUCUUACCAUCCGGAUUGCAGAAGGUAGCUUUGGAUGGAAUUUUUGGUAUAGGUCGUGCACAGGUUUCAGAAUUUGUCCUAAAUGAAAGUAACCCUCUUGGAUCCUCAAGGUUGGCUAAGCUAAGACAUAUAUUUGAAGAAGGAAAAAGCCUUCAACUUCAGUUCCCUGCUGAGGAUCUUGGUUUUAGAUAGAUACUAUGAUGCAUGAGCACUUUGGGGGUGCCUAUCUAACUCGGCUAUUGAACUUGGGUACCUACAAGGAGCACUUAUGCCAGAGAGUAAAGAUGUUGAAAGUCCUCCAGAAGUACUAACAGGGCAUCGGAGGGACUAUACCCCUUCAGCACAACCAGGAUCAAGACUGCCUCAUAUGUUUGUGAGAGUAAACCCAUUAAGUGAG
Glycine soja is the source of this 2306-nucleotide messenger RNA. Its product is annotated as putative polyketide hydroxylase. The coding region runs from base 1016 to 2101 and encodes 361 amino acids. Lineage: Eukaryota; Viridiplantae; Streptophyta; Magnoliopsida; Fabales; Fabaceae. The record is from RefSeq and is a predicted model, not a curated record. The transcript is spliced from 10 exons. Gene Ontology annotation, molecular function: FAD binding.